Laetiporus sulphureus 93-53 is the source of this 6609-nucleotide messenger RNA. RefSeq lists its product as uncharacterized. The transcript is spliced from 20 exons. Bases 207 to 6467 code for a protein of 2086 amino acids. Gene Ontology annotation, cellular component: nucleus; centrosome; cytoplasm. The record is from RefSeq and is a predicted model, not a curated record. NCBI's taxonomy places the organism in Eukaryota, Fungi, Basidiomycota, Agaricomycetes, Polyporales, Laetiporaceae. Gene Ontology annotation, molecular function: protein binding; cysteine-type endopeptidase activity. Gene Ontology annotation, biological process: proteolysis; meiotic chromosome separation.
GCUCAGCAGCAUCGCAUUCAGCGAUCCCUCGUGCCACGACCUCUCGCUCCCGGUCAACCCGACACCCAACGGCAGUACAGCGAUCUAGCACAGAGGAGCUGGCAGCAGAGAUUGCCACCAAGCUGGUCAUUUCUGACGAUGUCGGGAAAGGCAAGAAGAAGGCGACAUCACCACCACGCUCGCUGGAAGACCGCCGGACGGAGGCUAUGAGUGUGGUGAACAGCGUGUCGAAAGCGUUAUCUGCAAUGCUCGACAAGGACAAUGCGUCUCGGGCAAACAAGGACGCUGAUGUGGAGAGCUUGGUGGCUUCUGCGAGAGAUGCACUGAAGACUCUGAGAGAGGCGACUCCGGGUGACGUGGACACGGAACGUGCGGCAUCGAGUGUGGCUGGGAAGCUGGUAUCGCUAAACAAGGUUAAGCUUGCACGGCAAGUCCUUGAGGAUAUGUACUCAGCCCUCAUUGCGUUAUACAAGCCCACAUACAAAUCUUCCCGGACAGAGCCGGAAUGUUUCCUCCUAUUGCUACCUCUCCCCUCUGGAGACAAGCCCCCCGCCGAGGUGAUCCUCACGCUCAUCGCCACGUUCCUCCUCCAUGUACUUACCGUCUAUUGCUGUCGACCGGCCGACAUACCUGCUCUGCUCUCUAUUCUUGGAGACGACUCGAAGCCGUCUCUGUUCUCUUGGGUUUCCGCUUUCACUCAUCUCCACGCGAAGCAUCAUGACGCCCUCUUCACUCGCGCAUAUUCCGCCCUUUCGCGGGCUGUUCAUGCACCUGGUGUCUCUGCUCUGAAUUCAUUGACUUUGCGCAAGUUUGCGCUGAGGUGCCUUGCAUAUACCCGUCCUGGAGUCGUCACGCCGGACAUGUAUUGGGAUCAUGCCGUCAGGUGGGGAAAGACGUACGCUGUGGAGGAAAGCCGGCCUGAAGACGCGAUUGCAAGAACUGUUCUGACGCUAUAUGUCGAUCUCGCGUAUUACGUGCAGCGGCGCGAGGAUCAGGCCAAGUGGUUGAGAAUGGACGGCUUUUCUAGAUUUUGCGAGAGUUGGAUUCAGUGGGCGAGCCGGGCAGGCAAUAUUGACGUCUUGGAUAGUCUCACAUCUCUGUUGCGCGGAGAUCGACUGAAAGCAAGUCCGCGUGCGUCCCCGUUUUCAAGGGCUGGCUCGGACGCAUUCCAAUGUGGAUGCACAAGAAACGGGCGCGCAUGUGAUGAUCACCCAGAAUGUGAGCAAGUACAAAUGUCCUUGCUGUGUUCAGCAUUCGCUUGUGCGACUAUCAUCCUCGAACAUCCGAACAGAAUCCAAAGCGGAGAUCGAGGCUCCCGUGUUGAGACUGCCGUCUCAGCUGUCCAAUAUGCUGAGAGUUUCCUCGCAGCAAACAGCAACAGCGACUCGACAGAACUUGACAGCAGUACUGCCGGUAGUACCGCAAGAGACAGUGUGCGGCGAUCACUCGAACGGCUGCGUCGAGUUGCGGUCAAAGUGUUGGAGCAGUCAUCCCAUGAAGAGUCGCAGCAUUCUUCCACUGUUUCUGAUUCUCGGAAAGGGGCAUUCACAAUCUUGAAAUCGAUCAUUGAUGCCUACUCACGCAUUAUUAUGAAGACCAAAUCUGAGAAAAGCAGGAGACAUGGGUCGACCAAAACCGAUAUCGAGCUUCUCACUCCCACUCUUAACACGCUCUUCACUCUCGCUCCUGGCGGGCUUGUAAUGCGUGAUAUGGACUCGUAUCAACGAGUAUGGGAGAUGCUCGAGCGCGCGAAGGAGCUGGUGUUCCACCACCUUCCUGACGUCAACGCGAGCAAUUCUGCACAGGCAGAAAGUUUCAAGGAGGGAGAUCCUUCUAUAGCCAACUCUAUCCGCUGUAUAGCAGGGGCUUUCCACAACGUUGCAGGCGUCCUAUACCACGCUGACCGAUUCUCCCAUGCUGUGCGUUUCCUCAUCGAGAGCUGUGAACUGGGUCGGAUGGCUCUUCGCAUGCACUACUCCUCACGGAGCUCGAAAGUCGGAGAAGAUGGUGACGAUGAAGUCUGGGCACAGCUGGAGGAACAGCUGUGGCGCCGCUGGGAGCUCCUUGGUGUUUGUCAAGCCAAAACAGGAGAUCGGAAGCUUGCAUAUCAAGCAUUCAUCGACUGUAUCAAGGAUUUCCCGUUCGGUCGAACAUCCCUGCAGGAAGACAUCCAGUCCACCUCCGUGCUAUCUGUUUUCGAACAGUCUCCCAUGGUCAAGCGACUGGGGGAGCUCAUCGACCGCGUGACAUACAGGUCCAUCUGCGACUUCUUCAUGGACCCUCGUGCAUUUUCUGCACGGAUGUGGUUUGCCAACGGCCCACUUCACUCUGUUUUGUCGGCAGGUCUGGAAGAGACGAAUUGUAUCGUCGGCGCGCUGCUCGAACGUCAAGCGGCUGGAUUGGGCAAGAUCCGGUGGAAAGAGGGAGUCAGCUGGGCGAUUGCAGAGCUGCUGAAAGAUGCUCUGGCGCUCUACGUCCCGCAUGAACAUCCUAUACGGAGGGCUCGAGUACUCAUCAGCCUCCUUGAGACGGGAUAUUAUGUUGACGGUGAAGACAAGCGAAGGAGGACGUUGGGAUCGACCACGGAAGAAAUUGGACAAGAAGUCCAAUCUCUUCUGCUUGAUAUGGCAGCGAGUUCCGACUCCGGCCUUUCACCUUGUCGCUCCGGAUAUCUCGUUACGCUACAUUUGUGGCUUGCGUUUCAUGCGCAUAGAGACAGCCAACAAGACAGAGGACAUCUGGCGGCAGUUGUGAGCCACGCGCAGGAGGCUUGCAAGAUCCUCAAGAAGCUCCUCUCUAAAGGGCCGAGGCCAUCGCUUAUGAAACGAUCUCCGGAGGUUGCGAAGCUAAAGCGGAGAACAGCCACCGAAGGCCGCUCCUCCGUUAAGAGUGCACGAGGUGCGACUAGUCGCACUCAACGGCGAAGCAGACUCCCGAUGGCGAAAGCGGGAAACAGCGUAAGAGAAGACGUACCUGUAACACCAAAGGCCCGUUCAGCUUUGGAUGAUCAGCUGGCUAAAGCUACGUAUGUCACACCGCCACGACAUGCAACCCUUGGCAAGGCUCGUGAAGUCGCCUUUGACGAUAAAUCCAAACUCAUUAGCCUAAUGCGUACAGCGGCACAGUUGCUUGGCCUGCUUGGCCAGAUUUUAGUGAAGGUUCAAUUGCUGAACACUGCACGGAGAGUCUGUGAAGAAUACAUUGGCCGCUAUUCUCCAGAGUAUGUAACGAUUGCUCUGGAACUGGCACAUGACUACGUCGAGCUUGGGAAGGCCGAUAAAGCAGCCACAAUUCACAACUCCAUCAGUGUUGUUGCCUCCACUAUCGAACUUAACGCGGAACUUCGCAUCCUCCUCUACCUGAGGUAUGCUGAGGCGCUUGCAGCUUCAGGGAAUGUCUCGAAAGCCUGUGUAAUGUAUUCCGAGGCCACGGCGCUCGCAAAGACUACCUCCGAUGACGAGAAAGGCCUACCCAUUGCGGAAAGAAUCCGACUGCGCGCAGCAGCUCUAGAGAGAUCUGCUAUUGCUUCUCGUGCGUUUGCUAUGAUUCAGCAUGCAAGGGACGAUCCUUCGGCGUCAAUCUCUGGUCUUGUUCAAUCGUUGAGAUUGUGGAACAGAGCAAUCGACACUGUAUCGCGAUUGCGUCCAUCCACACCUCAAAAGUCCAGUGUGGAAGCUGACGACAAUCCAUUCGAAGUCAAAGAGGACAAUCCCAAACAGGCUCAGCGUCCCUCAGACAGCCCCUUGGGGGAACAACAGGCACACCGUCAACCCUACCACAGCAAGGCUUUCAUGGACGGUUUGGAAUGGCGGCUUUCCGAGAGUUUGCUCGAGACCUUCUUCGCGUUGGCUCGAGCAUAUACUGCUCGGGGCUCUCCUAGGGAGGCGGAGUGUUUCGUGCAACAGGCGAGCGAACUAGCAAGAGCACUGAAUGCACCCGCUAUGAUGAGUCGGGCUUUGGCUCGCCGAGGAGAGAUGCUGUUGCACCUUGGCAAUCUUGAAGAAGGCUAUGAUGUUAUAAUGGAAGCAGCCGAUCUUGUUGCAGAUGUUACAGGUCCCGAUAUGGCUGAUAUUCACCGUCUGCGUGGAGAAUAUAGUCAGCGUAUGAAGCAGGAAGAUGCGGAACAGCUGUACGCGGAUGCUAUCUCUAUGCUUGAUGACCUCGGCAAGACGUUCUCUGCGCUUGACGGCGUUGCCAGUGCACGCAAUUCCCUGGGUGGCUCGCCUGGAGUUCGGCCAAAAGAGCAGGCUUUGGCGCCUGCAAUUUUGGCGGCAGCCUUGCGGCAGCAUAUUUCUCUCUUGCGAGACGCCGGUGACGAUUAUGAUGCUUUACUCAAACGACUUGCCUCAUUGCCAUUGACUGCGGAAACCAAGGCUGAAAAGACCGUGCUUAAUGCGAGAUUGACGUUGGACGACGUGUAUUCUCAAUUCCGCGCUGACAUAUUGCUGAGUUCACUCGCAGAAUCAGCACUCAUAAUUCCCAUUGCGGUUUCUGCCCGGCAGCAGAUCGUCGCUGCGUCAUCUACGCAGGAAAUUCUAUACGUUCUGGCUACGGCUGAGACAUCAUUAUGGUCGGAUCUGAAGCUCAUAGCUAAUCGCGGAAGCGUACCUCAUGUGCGGGAUACCUCCACCUCUUUAGCUUUGAUCAGCGCUCUUCGAGCUUCACUUGGGAGUGCGGGCGAGAACGCUUCGGGCCUCAUUGUGAAACUGAUAGAUCGUUCCAUCGCAAUCACGCUACGACGGGAGAUCCUGGAGGCUAUACAGUACAAAUUAGCUGAUUCGGUCACAUCUGACGAUCGGCGCUGGAAUUUCAUGACACCCGACGGUACGCCGAUCCCAUAUUGCGAGCCUCAACGGCGCAUUAGGGCAAAUGUGUUCGACGAUUCGGAUGAGGAAGCCGACCUCUUCGCUCCAUCAGCCACAAUGAGGGACUACUGGGCUUCCAUCUAUGCUCAAUAUCAGCCCCAGUCUUCUGAAUCCUCUGCUGUUGCAGCACGGCAAGACUUCCCACUGCCAUCGAAUUGGACCGUUCUGCACAUCAGUGUCACGGACGAUAAAGCUAUCAUGUUCGUCACACGACAACGAGCACGAGAGGAACCUCUUGUCUUCUGUCUACCACUGGUUGGUCGAAGAGACAAUGAAGGAGACGAACAGUUGGCUUUCCGCGAUGCCAUGGAUGAGCUAAAGGACAUACUGCGGCGAAAUGACGAAGGCACUGGACAGGCUGGGGAUAUUCGUAAGGAUGACCGCAAAGCUCGGGCAGCAUGGUGGGCUCAAAGGUCUGCGCUCGAUAUCAGGCUCCGAAAUCUGCUGCAAAACAUCGAGUUCUGCUGGUUCGGCGCAUUCAAGACCAUCCUCAGCGCGGCGGUGUAUGAGCCUGCAGAAGACAUAGCAUCACUUAGAACCCGUAUCGAUCAGGUGCUUGCGACUUGCUUGAUUUCUAAAGGCAGAAAACAACAAGCACAUAUUCAAUUAAACGAUGCCUUGCUAAAAUGCUUCUCUGCUCUACCAGUCGACUGUCCCGAUGAGGAACUGGAGGAUCUUAUCUACUUUGUUUUGGAUCUCUACCAGUUCCAUGGCGUCCCCGUAGCCAUUGCGGAGGUCGAUAUCGACCAUGUUGUGAUUGAUCUUCGAUCCGUACUUAAAGAACAUGCGAUGAAGACGAAGGACCGUAGAAGGCCGGUCGAGGACAGCCAUACGUUCCUUAUUCUCGACAAGAAUGUGCAAGGCAUCCCUUGGGAGUCUCUGCCAACGCUUAGAGGACAAAGCGUCAGUCGAAUCCCGAACAUGGACUUCCUUAUGGACAGGAUUGAACUCGCACGCCGACAAUCAUCCACGCGGCCCAAUGCCCAGACGGACGGAGACGAAGUCCCUUUGCUUGAUAGAAUUACGAUCAAUCCUCGGAAGACAUUCUAUGUUUUGAAUCCGAGCGGGGACCUCAAAAGUACCGAAGGACGCUUCGUGGGGUGGCUGAAGGACAUGAAAGCCUUCGGCUGGCGUGGCGUGGUAGGGCGAUCUCCAAGCGAACAAGAAGUUGUGGACGCUUUGACAAGGAGCGAUCUUUUCAUAUACUUAGGCCAUGGUGGGGCGGAACAAUAUGUGCGCUCGUCGAGGUUACGGCACUUGCCUCGCUGUGCUGCGACGAUGCUCUGGGGUUGCUCCUCCGGUGCAUUGAGGGAUAUGGGUGAUUUCGACCGUAUCGGGACGCCAUAUAACUAUAUGCUGGCCGGAUGUCCGACUCUUGUCGCAAAUUUGUGGGACGUGACCGACCGAGACAUUGACAAGUUCUCACAAGCAGUGUUUGAGCAAUUAAAUUUGACCACCUCGACUGUGGAUCGGCCAAUGGCACACAAUUCAAGGCAAGGAACGUCGGUGGUGACCGCGAUUGCUCAAGCUCGCGAACGGUGUAAGUUGAAGUAUCUUACGGGCGCAGCUCCUGUCAUCUACGGUAUCCCCUUCUAUCUAUAGGGUAAUCAUAUUCUACGGGCUGCUAAUUGCUGUAUAAUAUGGACUGGUGGCGCUUAACGUAAUGGACUAUAGCGCGUUGUAUGAUGCUAUCUAAGAAUAAUCGCAUGUAUCAACGACGGGCGCAGCAAAUGAUGAGAUGAAG